AUGUCCCUUAUCCGGCACAAGCACACCCUCCUCGUUGAGAUGCACCUCCCUUCCCGCCUCCCUUCCCCCUCUGUCAGCACCUCACUGCGUCUCAUCGCACCUACUCACCUCCCUUACCCCUCUAAAAGCACCUCCUUUCCCCCUCGAAAAGCAUUUCCCUCCCCCCUCUCCAAGCACCUCCCUUCGCCAUCUCACAGCACCUACCCUCCCCCUCUCACAGCACCUCCCUUACCCCUCUCACAGCAACUCCCUUCCCCCUCUUACAGCACCUCCUUUCCCUCUCUAAAAGCACAACCCUUCCCCCUCUCACAGCACCUCCCUUCCUCCUCUCAAUGCACCUCCCUUCCCCCUCUUACAGCACCACCUUUCCCCCUCUCACAGCAACUCCCUUGCUCCCUCUCACAGCACCUCCUUUCCCCCUCUCGCAACACCUCCCUUCCCCCUCCUUUCCCCACUCACAGCACCUCCCUUCCCCCUCUCACAGCACCUCCUUUCCCCUUCUUCUCACUGCAACUCCCUUCCCCCUCUCACUGCACCUCCCUUCCCCCACUCACAGCACCUCCCUUCCCCCUCCCACAAACCCUACAUUCCCCCUCUCACAGCACCUCCCUUCCCCCUCUCACAGCAACUCCCUUCCCCCUCUUACAGCACCUCCUUUCCCCCUCUUACAGCACAACCCUUCCUCCUAUCACAGCACCUCCCUUCCUCCUCUCACUGCACCUCCUUUCCCCCUCUCACAGCAACUACUUUCCCCCUCUAAAAGCACCACCUUUCCCCCUCUCACAGCAACUCCCUUCCCCCCUCUCACAGCACCUCCUUUCCCCCUCUAAAAGCACAACCCUUCCCCCUCUCACAGCACCUCCCUUCCUCCCCUCACUGCACCUCCCAUCCCCCUCUCACAGCACCUCCUUUCCCCCUCUUACAGCACCUCAUUCCUCCCUCUCACUGCACCUCCAUUCCCCCUCUCACAGCACCUCCCUUCCCCCUCUCACAGCAACUCCCUUCCCUCUCGCACAGCACCUCCCUUCCCCCUCUCACAGUUCCUCCCUUCCCCCUCUCACAGCAACUCCCUUCCCCCUCACACAGCACCUCCGAACCCUACUCUCACAGCAACUCCCUUCCCCCUCACACAGCACCUCCUUUGCCCCUCUAAAUGCACCCCCCUUCCCCCUCUCACAGCACCUCCUUUCCCCCUCUAAACGCACCUCCCAUCCCCCUCUAAAAGCACCUCCCUUCCCCCUCUCACAACAACUCCAUUCCCCCUCUCCCAGCACCUCCCUUCCUCCUCUCACAGCACCUCCCUUCCCCCUCUCACAGCAUCUCCCUUCCCCCUCUCUAAGCACCUCCCUUCCCCCGCUCACAGCACCUCCUUUCUCGCUAGGGAAUGCACCUCCCUUCCCCCCUUCAGAGCAACUCCCUUCCCCCUCUCAUGUGCUACUUUAG
Messenger RNA from Closterium sp. Naga37s-1, 1443 nucleotides. NCBI's taxonomy places the organism in Eukaryota, Viridiplantae, Streptophyta, Zygnematophyceae, Desmidiales, Closteriaceae. The record is from the annotation of a GenBank genome assembly.